GACAGGUCGACCCACCGCCUGCAUAUCGCGUCCACGCUUUGAACAGCUGACUGGAGCGGGUGAAACCAACAGUGGGCUGAUGUGGACUGGUGAGCCUACAGGGCCAUUAAUAUUACUCCCUCCUCCUCCGACUGGAAGCUAGAAGCGUGUCGGUUUAUCUGCGGCACCGUACUGUAGAUUACUGAGCAGCACUCAGUGGCUACACGAGCUAAUGAGAUUGACAAACUAACGUUAGUUAUCUGCGGAUGAAAGCGCAAAAAAACAGCUUAUCUGAGAGCAUAUUUGGCUGAAUGAUCGUGAUGAAACAUCAUGUCAGAGCCGGAGAGAUCCUCAGCUGAGUUGCGUCCUGUGAACUGCAUCAAACCAUCUGCUGAAGCCUCAUCUUGACUCGUGUUUAAGAUGGUGAGUCACGCCCUCUCGCUCGGUGAAUAGGCGGCCACACAAAGGCGGAAAGAUUUCAGCUUGGCCAGUAAAUAAAACCCUCUUCCUUCUGCACAGCGUGGGAGAAAGUGCCACUGUGGUCCUGGUGUGGCAUCUCUGUAGGCUGAUAACUGGAGUGAAAGCAGCGCUGAGGGAUCAUCUUUCACUCAGAGCCACUCACCUUUCAUGCCGUGGCCCCGGAGCCAGCUCUCAGGGCUGGACUGUCAGUGGGAACGCAGAGAGACUCUCGCACGGACUCAAUCGGCAGAGCUGCACGGUGCGCAGGUGUAAAGCAGCCUCCUCAUGAGACUGAAGGGGCAUCCAUGAGGGAAGAGUCAUGCUAUUGUUUGGAUGACCUUCACACAGGAUUAAGACACUUCAUCCGACUUUUUCCUCAGUUUUGUCGGGGCCCCGUGGGGCUUUGGGGUGGGAGCAGGGACAGCUGGUGUUGAUUCUUCUGCUUUAUGAGUUUUCAUCACUGGGAAAACGUGUCUGAGUGGCAGGGGGAGCCAGCAUGGCCAAGCCUCUGCUGAAGAUACAGCGCUAUUUCCGCAGGAAACCUGUCAGAUUCUUUUCUCUAAUCCUCCUCUACUUGACCGCCGGGAGCCUCGUCUUCCUGCACUCUGGCUUCGUCGGGGACAGCGGCCCCGGGGGCAGAGGGGGCAGAGACUCUGUGGUGGCUUCAGAGAUGGGAGGCCGGACUUCAGAUGCUCGGGGGCUUGGCAUCAUGAGCAGAGUGUUUAAGGAGACACGCAGGUCUGGACGCAGGUACGGCCCUCCGUGGAUGAAAAAGGCCAGACGUGAGGGCCAGGAGGCGCGCAGGGGAGGAGACUACACCAACAACUGGAACCGUGCACUUAAAGGACGCACUGCCAAAGAUGUCGACGAUGGACGAGCAAAGUAUAUCGGCUGCUACAUUGAUGACACACAGAAAAGAGCGCUGAGAGGAGUUUCCUUUUUUGACUACAAAAAAAUGACUGUGUUUCGUUGCCAGGACAACUGUGCAGAAAGAGGUUACAUGUACGCAGGCCUGGAGUUCGGAGCAGAGUGCUACUGCGGUCACAAGAUCCAGGCGCCCAACGCUUCAGAUAGCGAAUGCAACAUGGAGUGUAAAGGAGAGAAGAGCAACCUGUGUGGAGGAGCCAACCGGCUGUCCAUCUAUAGGCUGGAGCUGAGCCAGGAGUCGGCACGCCGCUAUGGCAGCGCCAUUUUCAAAGGAUGUUUCCACAGACCAGACAAUGUCACCCUGGCACUUCCCUUCAGCGCGGUCAUCCAAAACAUGUCCGUAGACAAAUGUGUGGACAUGUGUACAGAGAGGGAGAAAUCGCUGGCCGUCCUGGCUGGAGAUCUGUGUCUCUGCGGCUUCCCGACUCCUCUCUUCUCCCUUCAUGAGCUGGAAGACGAGUCCAUGUGCCUCCACCGCUGCCAGGGGGAGGAGUUCGAGAGCUGCGGGAACGACGAGUACUUUGUGGUGUACCAGACGCAGGUUCAAGAUAACCGCUGCAUGGACCGACACUUCCUCCCUGCUCGUGCCAAGCAGCUGGUAGCCCUCGCCAGUUUCCCCGGAGCCGGCAAUACCUGGGCUCGCCACCUCAUAGAGCUCGCCACGGGUUACUACACCGGCAGCUAUUACUUUGAUGGCUCUCUUUACAAUAAAGGAUUUAAAGGGGAGCGGGACCACUGGCGUAGCGGGAGGACGAUGUGCAUUAAGACACAUGAGAGCGGCAGGAAGGAGAUUGAAGCCUUUGACUCCAGUGUCCUCAUGAUCCGAAACCCCUACAAAGCUCUCAUGGCUGAAUUUAAUAGAAAAUAUGGUGGCCACAUUGGAUUUGCCUCCCAGGCCCACUGGAAAGGGAAAGAGUGGCCAGAGUUUGUGAAGAACUAUGCCCCUUGGUGGGCGUCCCACACGUUGGACUGGUUGAAUUAUGGCAAGAUCGUCCAUGUGGUCCACUUUGAGAACCUGAAGAGGGACCUGUUCUCCCAGCUGAAGGGGAUGGUCCAGUUUCUGGGUUUGAAGGUUUCUGAGGACCGUCUUCUCUGCGUCGAGGGGCAGAAGGAUGGAAACUUCAAACGAUCAGGGCUAAGAAAGCUCGAAUAUGACCCUUAUACUCCUGAAAUGCGAGCGAACAUCAACGAGCUGAUCAGAACAGUAGACGCUGCCUUGAGGAAAAGGAACAUGCCUGGAGUUCCAGAUGAAUAUAUGCCAAGAUGAUAUAUGUGAUCCCCUCAUUUCAUUUUUUUCCUCCUUUAAUUGGACUGUUCUGUCAACAGACUCUGCACCAUAUUUUGUAGGAUUACUAAACAUUUUUUUCAAUUACAUUUCUGCAAACACAGGUUGAAGCUCUAGUGAGAAGAAAUCAGUCGCUCCUAUUUUAAUUUUCUAUUCACAUUCUUUCAUUUUCUGUUGAACCUCAGCAGCUUCAUGCAUUAAUAAUAAGAGGCAAUUUAACUUUUUGUUAUUCUCUUUGCCUGAAUGAAAAGCACUUCUUAUCCUGCUCUAUGCACAUGUGCUGUGUAGGCAUGUGCACAUGCCUUAACAUGAGGGUACAAUAGCUGUGACUAUAGAGGGGCUCGUCUGACUGCGCUGCCAGUGAAAAACAUGUGACCCAAAAAAUAUUAUACAAUACUGCAAAGUGUGUUGUAUGAGCUUAUUUUGUGCAAAAUAGAAAUACAAGAAAUUAAAACAUUGAAUUUAAUAUUCUGCUGCUAUCACAGUCACAGAAAAAUACUAUUUUCUACAUGAAAACUUUAAAACAUUUAACCCUUUGUCAGAGGGGACAAAUGCAAUAUACAGGCUAUAACUACCUGAUGAUGAUACUGUGUGUUUCCUAGUUUUUGUAAGUUAUUCAGCUUGUAUGUAAGAGGAACCUUGUUUUCAAAGAUGAAGAGAUAAAGAACUCAGCUCCGAUUAUUCAAGAAGAUGAAUAAUCCCUCUUGAAGGCACUGAUUCAAGGAGAGAAGAGGAUUUAUCUUGACAGCAUUUAUGUAUCUUUGGUGUGCGGUGCACAGGUCGACUAAUUUGGUUGUGAAUAUGUUUUCUUAACACUGGACUCGAUGCAGAAAUCCAAAAAGCACGUCGCUGUGCAACACUUGCCCCAAAGAUCACUGAGGAAUUAGGCGUUACACUCGUGUUAUAGAUCAGAGGUUACAUUUAGCAGUAGUGAUCUUUUUUUUUGAAAGAUUUAUUUUAAAACAGUUAAUCAUACUGAAUGUGAAAACUGUUUUUUGUUUGUUUUACUGCUUUGUUGUAAGAAGAGCUAUGAAACAGUUAAAAGCUGGUGAUAAUUUCACUCUUCAUAACUUAAAAAAAAUGUGUGAAAACUUGUGCUCAGAUUUUAUAAGCAGCACGUCUUACAAGGGUACUCAAUGUGCUAUGCCAUAUGCUUAAAAUAAACCAUAUAUAAAUAAAUAGAUACAUGAAAAUAUAAAUAAAUAAUCACUGGUGAAUAAGAGCCAGAAAACAUUAACUGACUUCCAUUUUCAGAAUGAUAUAAAUAUAUUUUUAUAGUGUGUGCUGACACAUCGACAAUAUUUGUAUUGCAACAAGCAAAACGGGAGAUGUUGUUUCUAUUUUUAACACAUGCUUUAAACUUUAUUGGCUCUCGCUUUCAUUGACAAGCCGGCACUUUCUGAACAUAGGUGUCACAUUUGAAUGUAUUUUCUAUGGAAUGAAUGUAAUGUGAUAAGGCCCAAUAAAUGAGUACAUAAAUGGA
Centropristis striata (black sea bass) is the source of this 4133-nucleotide messenger RNA. RefSeq names its product WSC domain containing 2 (gene wscd2). The coding region runs from base 935 to 2632 and encodes 565 amino acids. The transcript has 9 exons. The record is from RefSeq and is a predicted model, not a curated record. Gene Ontology annotation, molecular function: sulfotransferase activity. Lineage: Eukaryota; Metazoa; Chordata; Actinopteri; Perciformes; Serranidae.